Sorex fumeus (smoky shrew) is the source of this 1676-nucleotide messenger RNA. RefSeq names its product ALG11 alpha-1,2-mannosyltransferase (gene ALG11). The record is from RefSeq and is a predicted model, not a curated record. Bases 83 to 1582 code for a protein of 499 amino acids. Gene Ontology annotation, biological process: protein N-linked glycosylation. The transcript has 4 exons. Gene Ontology annotation, molecular function: GDP-Man:Man(3)GlcNAc(2)-PP-Dol alpha-1,2-mannosyltransferase activity. Gene Ontology annotation, cellular component: endoplasmic reticulum membrane. NCBI's taxonomy places the organism in Eukaryota, Metazoa, Chordata, Mammalia, Eulipotyphla, Soricidae.
CCUGUGGGGCGGGGGCAGAGCCUCAAGAGCCAAUAGAGAAGCGAGACAGCGAAGCGCUUCCUGAGUUCGGGGGUCGGCGAAGAUGGCGGCCGCCGAAGGGGUUUGGUGCCUCUGCGGACUAUUAAGGUUUUUUUAUUCAUUAUUGUUCCCUGGGCUAAUAGUGUGUGGAAUUUUAUGUGUGUGGUUGGCCAUUUGUCUUUGGGGAAUUAGACUACUGCUACAGAGAAAGAAAAAGUUGGCGUCAACCAGCAAAAAUGAGAAAGAUCAAAUGGUGAUUGCAUUUUUUCAUCCUUACUGUAAUGCUGGUGGAGGAGGAGAAAGAGUGUUAUGGUGUGCUUUAAGAGCCCUGCAAAAAAAGUAUCCUAAAGCAACUUAUGUUGUUUAUACUGGUGAUGCUAAUGUCACUGGUCAGCAGAUACUAGAAGGAGCUGUUCAAAGAUUUAACAUCAGAUUAACUCACCCAGUGAAGUUUGUUUUCCUGAAGAAACGCUACCUUGUGGAGGAUUCGCUCUAUCCUCACUUCACCUUACUGGGCCAAAGUCUAGGCUCCAUUUUUCUUGGCUGGGAAGCUCUGACGCAGUGUGUUCCUGAUGUUUAUAUCGAUUCGAUGGGAUAUGCUUUCACUCUUCCUCUGUUUAAGUAUUUAGGUGGUUGUCAAGUUGGAAGCUAUGUUCAUUAUCCCACUAUCAGCACAGAUAUGCUCUCCGUAGUGAGGAAUCAAAAUGUGGGUUUUAAUAAUGCAGCUUUCAUUACUCGGAAUCCUUUUCUCAGCAAACUGAAGCUCAUCUAUUAUUACUUAUUUGCUUGUAUUUAUGGGCUUGUUGGUUCUUGCAGUGAUGUAGUCAUGGUCAAUUCUUCUUGGACUCUAAACCAUAUUCUCUCACUCUGGAAGGCUGGAAAUCGCACUAACAUUGUUUAUCCGCCUUGUGAUGUGCAAACAUUUCUGGACAUCCCUUUGCAUGAGAAAAAGACAAACCCAGGACAUUUAUUGGUUUCUGUUGGUCAAUUCAGGCCAGAAAAGAAUCACCCUUUGCAGAUCAGAGCCUUUGCUCAAUUGCUGAAGAAGAAGGUGGCUGAGUCCUUUCCUUCCCCGAAACUUGUCCUCAUUGGAGGUUGUCGCAACCAAGAUGAUGAACUUAGGGUAAAUCAACUAAGAAGACUGUGUAAGGAUCUCGGCAUUCAAGAUGAUGUGGAAUUUAAAGUAAACAUCCCAUUUGAUGAAUUAAAGGAUUACUUAACUGAAGCAACAAUAGGUCUGCAUACCAUGUGGAAUGAACAUUUUGGAAUUGGACUUGUUGAGUGCAUGGCAGCUGGCACGAUUAUACUUGCCCACAAUUCAGGGGGUCCAAAGCUUGACAUUGUGGUUCCUCAUGAAGGGAAUAUAACUGGCUUUCUGGCCGAAAGUGAAGAAGGAUAUGCUGAGACGAUGGCUCAUAUUCUUUCCAUGUCUGCGGAACAGAGACUUCAAAUCAGAAGCAAUGCCCGCGCAUCGAUAAGCAGAUUCUCCGAUCAGGAGUUUGAAGUGACAUUCUUAGCAUCUGUGGAAAAGUUGUUUAAAGAUUGCCAUGUCCAUACAAACUAAAGCAUUUAAUAUAAACGAUCAAAUGCCUUCAUAUGUUAAUAUUUUUCUUAAGUCAUGCCCUACUGUAAUAAAGUCAACCGAAGCAAUGCUUUCA